GAAAAUUCCCCACUUUAGUUGGAAGCAGUCAGCGGAGAGCGAGCGACCGAUCGGAGAAGCUGCGGAGAAAUUGAGGACAAGGAGGCAUGGAGUUUGUUGACAUCCCAACCAAGCAUUUUCUGGAGCAGUUUGUGGCGCUGUUCGGACUUGCUCCACCAGUUGUCUGUUGGAGGCCUGCUCCUGAGGGAUUGUACAUUGUGGGGGUUCAGGUUAACCUUGGUCCUGCAGACAGGGUUCCUCACGUGUACUAUGAAGCUGCAGGAGCCACUAUCCCUGAGGCGGAGCAGGCAGCCUGCCUGAUGGUGAUCCACGCCGUAGCUGCCGAACGUAAUGUGGAAAUUAGGGAUAUUAACUACUACCACCUAGGGUACCUGCAGCAUCAGGUGGAGGAUCUGCGCAAGAAGCUGAUGGAGGCCGAGCAUCUUUGUGCUGAACUGAUGAACAUUGUCCGCUCCAGCGAGAGUGAGGUCGCUUUUCUGGAGCGCCUCACUCACAGGUUCUAUCGUCGCAUUCGCUGCCUGAGGGACACUGUGGCUGCACUGCAGCAUGGUGGUGGCGGAAGUUCCAGCGGCAGUGUGUGAGCAGUGGAUGGGCAUCAGCACCGUAGCAGUCCCGUUGGGGUCCUUUCUAUAGUAUUUAGUAUCUUUAGAAUAAAAUCUUGCAGGGUAUGAGUGUGGGUGGUUCAGGUUUUGGGGCUGCAAGAUAGACAUGGCGUGAGGUGUGGAGGAUGACACUAGUUGUCCUUUGGGUUUGAGGGAGCCUCUAGUUAUGGUGUUAUGCUGUGCUUGUAAUGUAAGGACUGAGUUCUCUGUGUUGGGAUGGUCUAAGCAUGCUGCUACGUUGCCGUUUAGCUCAUGUGGUUUUCUCUUAAAAAAACUGAAGUUUG
Triticum aestivum (bread wheat) is the source of this 886-nucleotide messenger RNA. RefSeq lists its product as uncharacterized. NCBI's taxonomy places the organism in Eukaryota, Viridiplantae, Streptophyta, Magnoliopsida, Poales, Poaceae. The coding region runs from base 87 to 581 and encodes 164 amino acids. The transcript has 2 exons. The record is from RefSeq and is a predicted model, not a curated record.